ACAGAACUAACGGGGAAAACAGCACAAAACAAAAGGCAGAACGGGAUCUUGACAAAGUCAAUAACUUUAGUCAGGAUGUUUCCACGAACAUGGUUUUUGACAACUGAAACCCUAAACUUGUCAGCUGAACCUUUUGAGCUGAAUUUGGGAGUCAAACAUAGAAGGAAGAAUGUCUCGGACUGAAGAAGUGAACAAGAUGACUGAAAAUGUCUAUAAGGGGAUUUUGGAGCAGUUCAACCCCAGUUUAAAGAACUUUGUGAUCAUGGGGAAGCACUACGAGAAAGCCCUGACAGGAGUCACAGUGGCUGCCAAGGGCUACUUUGAUGCUCUGGUAAAACUUGGAGAACUCGCCAGCGACAGCCAAGGCUCUAAAGAACUGGGAGACACAUUAUUUCAAAUGGCAGAAGUCCACAGACAGAUCCAAGUGCAGCUGGAAGAUGUGUUGAAGCUGUUUCACUCUGAACUAUUGGCUCAACUGGAGCAGAAGCUGGAGCUGGACAUCAAAUACCUCACAGCCACAUUGAAGAAAUACCAGGGGGAGCGCAGGUCUAAAUCAGAGUCGAUCGAGCGCUGUCAGUCUCAGCUCAAGAAACUCCGCAGGAAAAGCCAGGCCAGUCGACACCCGAACAAGUACGGAGACCGCGAGAUGCAGUUCGUGGAGCUGAUGAGUCGUCGUCAAGGGGAGUUGGACGCUCUGGUUGCCACGGGUUACAGGUCUGCGCUGACGGAGGAGAGGAGGCGAUACUGCUUCCUAGUGGACAGACAGUGCUGUGUCACGAAAAUACUCAUCAACUACCACUCAAAGGUGAAGGAGCUCCUGUCUCAGAAGUUGUCGUCGUGGCAACAGUCGUGUUCUCAGCCGACCAAACUCCCGGAGCGUGCCCUGAACCUGCUUCGCCACACGGCCCCCCAGAGCUCCACAGAGGCCCUCAGGCACAAACCGGGACAGUCCGAACAGAGGUUGUCAGUUCAGGAGGUGCCGCCUCUGCAGAACGGGGACUCAGGCCGGUCGCAACAGCAACGCUCUACCCCCUCAGCCUCUCACAGUGAUCCCACUCUGUCCCAGGACUCCCCCCAAAUCGCUCACUCCUCCUCAGAGUCCGGAGGAGCCACAGGGGAGUCGUCCUCCGGAGCAUCUCCACAGCACUGCAGCACGCCCCUCUCUGAAGGUGGGGUUGGUCCUGCUGCCUCUCCUCCUCUCAGCUCAGGAACGGGACAGCUCCUCUCCACAAACACGUCUAACCUGUCUCCGUGCCUCAUCCCGUCCACCGUCAUGCCCCUCAGCCAGGUGCCUUCGGGCUCCAGCUCCGCUCAGGGCAUGACCCUCCCCAUCUCCCAUAGCGCCCCCCACAGCCCGCCUCUGCCCCACAGCGCACCCCUCUCCAGAUCCAUGACCCCUGUGCAGCUCCUACAGGGGGCAGCAGGUCCCGCGACCAGCCUUCUGCCCUCACAUAACCCCUGGCUCCUGAGGGGGAUGGAGAUGUCUGCUACUGCCACCCUGCCUCUGCCCAGACGCCCUGGGGCGGAGAACAGACACGCAGGAUUUCAGGGCUCCACUCUGCCUCGUCUGCUCCCCCUCCUCGGCCCGACCCGAGUGGAGGCUCUGUUCGCUCACACUCCAGAACCCCAGACCGGAGUCAGCGGAGGGGCGUGUCUUCUGCCUUUUCUGCCCGGCGACAACAUCUCACUUCUGAUCUCUGAGCCGAGAGACGGGUGGCACUAUGGGCAAAACGACCGCACGGGACGAAAAGGCUGGUUCCCUUUCUCCUACACACAACCUCUUAACAGUAACAUCGACAAUACUGAGGGUUCUUUGUUGUCAUCUAAAGCCAACAGCACUAGUACUGGACAACUGGAUAAACUGUGUUCUUCUGGGCUGCCGGCUCUGACCCCGGAGUCUGAGGAGGAGCGACCUGUUCCUCCAAGAAUCAGCACGUUUCGCCCGCGGCCGUACAGCAUCGCCGAGGGCAACAAGAUUUCUGCAGCACUGGGCCCACCACCUCCAUCACCAACCAGGCCAAAUCCGUUUGCCCACAUCCGACUCAGAAAAACUGUUACCAACGACCGCUCUGCUCCCAUCAUUGAGUGAGUCAUUCACUUCAACAGAAACAUCCAACAGGUUUUUCCUCAGCGCUACCCCAGUCAAGUCCUGGAAAUAUUUGACCUUUUUGUUUUACAAUUGUUGAUUAAACUGUAUUUUUAAAAUCUGUCAGAUGCAAACGUGAUAACACAACUGAUUUUGCUUUCAUAGCAAAUAGAUUGAGAAUACUAUGUAAAAAUAGAUUUAAAAAAAUAUUUUGUUGACAUAUUUUCAGCUUUUGUAGUCUAAAUUUGCAGAUCCUGUUUUUGAUUUCAGAUUUUUUUUUCUAGGUGACAUAGGGACUGGUUCCAAAAAGUGCUAAAUGUAGAUAUUAUAAUGAUCUGAAGAGGACAGGCUCCUACUUCAUAAAUAUUAUAUAUACACACCAGUAAAAAGCCUCAUCGUCCAGCCCAUUUCUUAACUAUUAGAUUGCUGUAACAAAUUAAUUUCUGUACAUUACAAAUUUACAUAAAGGCUAUGUGUAAAAAUAUAUCAGUAAAUGAAUGUUUACUUAAUCCUAUCUAUAAUAUUAAAUAUAGUGGUCAUAUUGAUUGUAUAGAGUUCACGCAGGGAAGUUGACAGGGCCCCAGGGUCUUAGGGGCUCAGAAUUGGAACCUCUGCCUAUUAAUUUAUAUUAGAGGGGGGGCCCAUGUGAGCCUUCAUGCCCCGGGCCCCCAAGUUUCUGUCGACCGGCAUGAGUUCAAGUGUGACACUUGAACUUGAAUUUUGCUGUAAACAUUUAGUAUGAAUCUCCAUGUUAACUUCAAUUUUAAAACUGUAACAACCUGUCCUCAGUGUGUGCCACAGCAGUCACUGGAUUCUGAUCUAUUCUGAUGUUACUAAUGAUCUCUUGAAAGUUUUUUUGAUGAAGAAAAUGGUUUUUGAAAGACGAUUGUAAAGGAAGGUUCUGUAAAAAAAACAAAAAAAAAAGUCUUGUGGGGACUCAGAUUUGAAGAAAAUAAAGCAUAAGAGAUGCCAUUUGAAUGUGAUUGAGAAAGUAAAUGGGAAGUGAAAUUUAUGGAUGGACAGUUCAUAACUUACAUUAUAUUAAAAUGUAGGUAAUGCUUUGUCUUGAGCUGUGAAAUCAGAUAAUGGAUAUUCCUGAUUAAAUGUGUAUUACUAUUAUGUAUAAAAUGUAUGAGCCGUACAAAAUGUCUUCAAAUAAACUAUAACAAUGUG
This is a messenger RNA of Periophthalmus magnuspinnatus, 3259 nucleotides long. RefSeq lists its product as uncharacterized. The record is from RefSeq and is a predicted model, not a curated record. Gene Ontology annotation, cellular component: nucleoplasm; cytosol. Gene Ontology annotation, biological process: actin filament bundle assembly; actin crosslink formation; positive regulation of actin filament polymerization. Bases 170 to 2089 code for a protein of 639 amino acids. NCBI's taxonomy places the organism in Eukaryota, Metazoa, Chordata, Actinopteri, Gobiiformes, Gobiidae. Gene Ontology annotation, molecular function: cytoskeletal adaptor activity; protein binding. The transcript is spliced from 16 exons.